AAUGUCAAAAGCUGUCACUAAAAUCUUCUUCGUAGAAGGUUUUGUAGGCAGCUGUUCCGAAUCAAAACACAACAGAGUAAGACAAUGAACAGAAGCAAUUUUCCUUAAACUAAUGAAAUGCUAAUUCAAAAACAAAACAAACAGAAUAAAAGGGUGUUUGCAACAUAGUUUUUUUAUUUAUUCUUUUAUUUCUAUGUUAGAUGGUUGUUUUACUUAUUUUAUACAAGAUAUUUAAUAGUUAAACAUUGUAUAGUGGUUUUUCACAGUAGAGCAACAAACAGACACAUGGUUACAAAGAAGUUAAAAGAAAUCGACAGUAGCAACGCAAUAAAUAUGAAAUUCACGAAGUUACAAUAUACUAAAAAUAACAAUAUGUAUUAUUUGAAUUGUUGAUUUAACCAAUUAUAUAUUCUUUCAACAUGCUUCUGUCAAACUGAUAUUAUUCUUAAAAUAACUUCAAAAGAAAUUCAUAAAAGCAAACGAAAGAAGAAUAAAAAUAAGGAAGUUGAACUUGGGUUUGUAACAAUUCAUUUCAGUACUUUUAAAAUAGACAGGAUGAGUGAUAACACCACCACUCCGAUAAUUUGCGAUUUGUUUGGAGUGGAACUGGAGACAAACAUAUACUUUCAUACAACAUUAGCCGUACUUGCAAUUAUACUGGCAAUAUUAACAAUAAUCUUCAAUGCAAUAUUUUUACUGGUUAUGUUCAGAUUUAUACAACGACUUUCUGUACCAGAUAUGUUAUACGCUAUGUUAGCAGUAAGUGAUAUUCUCACUGGAAUCCUUGUAAUGCCAUCCUUUUCAGCUUUUUGGAUUCAUGCUCUACUUUCCCAUAGCGACUGUAUGCUGGUAAAUUUCGUAAAUGUUUCGGUACAUAUUCUAGGAGUAGUAUCUGUUUCAGUGAUUGCAUUAAUCACCAUGGAUGUAUUUGUCUCCAUUGUGUAUCCAUUUCUGUAUCCCUUGUACUUUACAAAGAGGUUUGUUUACAUUAUGUUUGGUUUGAUUUGGACGCUGGCUAUCAUAUGUCCUCUUGCUCUUGUAAUUAUUUCAAUUAAAGAUUGGUACGUUUAUCAAAACAUAUCAGGUGGAAUAGUUAUUGCUGUGGUCCUUGCUUUGUUUGUUAUGCAUUUAAAACUACACCAUGUGCUGAAUAACAUGAGGUGUCAAAUCACACAUGGUAAUAACGAGCAAAAAGAGAAUCUCAGAGCAAAGAGAAAAGCAUCAAAGCUGGCUACUUCAAUUUUAGUCACUCUGUUAAUUAGUUUUGCACCAAGUUUGGUUUAUUUUCUACUUACAGCUAUUGAAGGGAACACAGUUUUUACAUCCAGUUAUUUCUUUCAAGCAACUGGUGUUUGGUUUUUUUUGAAUCCCUUGUUAGACCCAUUCGUGUAUUAUUUUCGCUUGAAAAGAGUGCGAAAGAAUAUUCUUAAAAUGUUUGGUAGCAGAAUUAUCCCAGCAAAUAUGUCAACUUUUACAGAAUCAACAUUUAAUGUAAGAUACCCUGCUAAUUACAAGUCAACUAACAAAUAAUGGAUUUAAAUAACAGUUUAAACGCAAAGAAUAAUAUAUCACCAAGGACGAUGUAUCAUGUACAAAAGAAUUAACAAAAUAUAGACUUAAAUGGUAAAAUAAAUUAAUAUUAAUAAAUAAGGAAUUGACACGUUAUAUUCAAAUUACUAUAUUCGUCUUUUCUUUUAUGUGGUCCAUGAAAUAAAGGCAGAUAUUGGACAAAGUAAAAUCGCCUGUCGCAAUGCGUUUGAUCAUUAUCCAAAUAAACAGCAAACGAAAAGUAUUCAAGAGUAGUUCUCAUCCGUUAUUUGACUUGUUUUGACUUUGUUCCCCGGCCAAAAAUUAUAAUUACCAAGCACAUGAACUGCAUGCAGAACAGAACGUAAUGGAUUAUUUCUGAAAUAUGUUUUUUUUGUUCUCUGCACAUGUUUCUGUGUUUUUUGUUCCAAAAAUAAAUUCCUGUGAAAAAUUAUCUGACUGCUAAACCGUAAAAAUCAAUUGCUGCGAAAAUUAUAUUCUCCCUCUAACCACAAAUGAUAUAGGCACAUCUCACUUUUUUCUAUGCGGUGUUUUUUUAGUUUAAUAAUAUACCAAAAAGUUGUGAGAGAGCACAUGUAAGGACCAAUCAAAUCAAUUUCAAAUUGUUUCGUUAAAUUGGAAAGAUUAUUUUAGUGCACCAUAAAGCAAAUAUCCAUCUCCAAUAAUCCAUAAGCAUUAUUUAGUGCCGUCUUGUUAAACUAUGUAGAUAUUUGUCUUGUCUCCGCUCGUUCGUACCGAAUAUCUGCGAAUUAUUUAAGUCUAUAACAAGUUUUCUCACAAGUAAGUGAAAAUUCGAAAUCAGGCAGGAAUGUGUUUAUGCAAAAAACACAGCCAGGUUUACGAUACGCUUAUUAGAGAAACAUGUUAGAACCUUGUACAUUACCUUCUAGGAUGGAAUGGAAUGGACCCGUUUUUACAUAUAAAAAAAGAGCGGCAUGACUAAAGGUGUAAUUAUACUACAAGUUAGUAAAGUGACGUUAAUUAAAUCUUAUUGUGUAUAAGAUAUAAGAGAAGUCUGUGUCUAACUAAUCUACCCAUAACACAGGAAGAAACGCACAUCAGAAAGAUUACCAAUACUUGGCAAUAUGCUGAGCAAUCACCUAUGCUUAUAUAGAAAAGUUACCAAUCAAAACAUAAUUUAAAUUCUAUUGGUUUAUUAAAAGUUAAAGGCGUUUAUAUAGGUUUUGGUUGCAAAUUAAGUUAUCCAUUUCUUU
This is a messenger RNA of Hydractinia symbiolongicarpus, 2762 nucleotides long. RefSeq names its product adrenocorticotropic hormone receptor-like. Gene Ontology annotation, biological process: G protein-coupled receptor signaling pathway. Gene Ontology annotation, molecular function: G protein-coupled receptor activity. The transcript has a single exon. The record is from RefSeq and is a predicted model, not a curated record. The coding region runs from base 556 to 1530 and encodes 324 amino acids. Gene Ontology annotation, cellular component: membrane. Lineage: Eukaryota; Metazoa; Cnidaria; Hydrozoa; Anthoathecata; Hydractiniidae.